ACUAAAAAUUAAAUCCACAAGUGAAGAAAAAAAAGAAAAGGUGAGAGAGAUCUCUCCCUCACCCUCACACACGCUUAAACAGAUGGCUAUCGCGAGCAGAUCGUGGGUAGCCACCGUGAACCACCAUGCAAACCCACACAGCUUCUCCUCUCCGAAGAAACCCGUUUUCUUUCUUUCCCAAAAGCCUCACAUUUCCCACGUCUGCUCGUCUCGAUGCUCUCUGGUUCUUGAGGAAGAUGAAAAGAAGUCACCGAGUUCUAAACAAGACAAGUGGCCAUUUUUCGAACCUGUCCCUGAUGGCCUUAACCUGGUCUUAUCCAGGUUGCUACGAGAUCCUGAAACCCAGAAACUUUCUUCAGAGUUUUACGAGAAAGCCAAGGAGAACUCAGAGCUGAGGACGACCAAGCAUCUGAUCAAUUACUUGGUGAAUGCCAAGAACUGGGACUUGCUCGUCUCGCUUUGUGAGGAUCUCAGGGAAUACAAUGCGUUGCCUGAUGCUCAUACGUGUUCCCAACUGAUCAGGAGUUGCAUCAGAGAGAGAAAGUUCCGAGUUGCGCACUGCUUGCUUAGCGUGUUUAGAUCAGACAAAACAUUGGCUGUGUUCGCAACUGAUUCGGCGAUGAAAGGUUUUAACAAACUCCAGAUGUAUAGUAGCACGAUCCAAGUGUUUGAUAGGAUGAAACAAUAUGUAGGAGUUGAGCCAAGCCCGGGAUGUUAUUGCAGGAUCAUGGAGGCUCAUGAAAGGAUCGGUGACAAUCAAAAAGUGGUUGAGUUAUUUCAAGAAUUUAAGAGCAAGAGGUUGAGUUUCUUGGCCAAGGAAUCAGGCUCCAUCUACACGAUUCUAUGCACCUCCCUUGCAAAAUCAGGACGCGCAUUCGAAGCUCUUGAGUUUUUGGAGGAGAUGAAAGACAAAGGAAUUCAGGAAACUAGUGCAUUGUACUCUACGCUGAUCCGUGCCUUAGCGGGAGCUCGAGAGGUUACAACGGUCGAGAAGCUAUUCAAAGAAGCAGGGGAGAAGAAACUGUUGAAGGAUCCAGAAAUGUGUUUGAAGGUUGUAUUGAUGUAUGUUCGAGAAGGAAAAAUGGAGAGAACUCUAGAGGUUGUGGCCGCUAUGAGGAAGAACGAUUUAAGGGUCUCCGACUGCAUUCUCUGCGCGAUCGUGAAUGGAUUUUCUAAGCAAAGAGGUUUUGCGGAAGCAGUUAGGGCUUACGAGUGGCUUAAGAAGCAAGAAUGUGAGGCUGGACAAGUGACUUACGCAAUAACCAUCAAUGCGUACUGUCGACUAGAGGAGUACGAGAAGGCUGAAAUGUUGUUUGAUGAGAUGGUAAACAAAGGAUUUGACAAAUGCGUUGUUGCAUACUCAAACAUUAUAGAUAUGUACGGGAAAACAAGGAGGCUAAGCGAUGCAGUGAAACUCAUGGCUAAGAUGAAACAGAGAGGAUGUAAACCCAACAUUUGGAUUUACAAUUCUUUGAUUGAUAUGCAUGGGAGAGCUAUGGACUUGAGGCGGGUCGAAAAGAUAUGGAAAGAGAUGAAGAGGAUGAAGGUGUUGCCUGACAAGGUGAGUUACACAAGCAUGAUCGGUGCGUGUAAUAGAGCAAAAGAGUUGGAGAGAUGUGUGGAGCUUUACAACGAGUUUAGGAUGAACAGAGGAAAGAUUGAUAGGGCCAUGGCAGGAAUCAUGGUCGGUGUAUUCUCCAAAACCAGCCGGAUUGAUGAGCUAAUGAGACUGUUGCAGGACAUGAAAGUUGAACGAACCAAGCUUGAUGCGAGGCUCUACUCCUCAGCUUUGAAUGCUCUGCGUGAUGCUGGUCUCAAUUCCCAGAUAAGAUGGCUGCAGGAAAGCUUUGACACAGCACAAACCGGUGCUUCAAGAUAUUCGAAUACGAAGAGUAAAACAACUUUGCAGGGUUCUUGAAUUGAAGUUGAAACUGUAGAAGUCAAGAAUUCUUUUGUAAUUAAAUGUAAUACAUUGUCACAGAGAUCUGCUAUCUUGCAAAUAGAAGAUUUCCAUCUCAAGUUGUAAAGCCUUAAGAAAACAAUUGGAUUUCUGAAACA
This is a messenger RNA of Eutrema salsugineum, 2058 nucleotides long. Its product is annotated as pentatricopeptide repeat-containing protein At5g13770, chloroplastic. Gene Ontology annotation, molecular function: protein binding. Bases 83 to 1918 code for a protein of 611 amino acids. NCBI's taxonomy places the organism in Eukaryota, Viridiplantae, Streptophyta, Magnoliopsida, Brassicales, Brassicaceae. The transcript has a single exon. The record is from RefSeq and is a predicted model, not a curated record.